GAAGUUUCUCAUUUCGGCCCUGGUCGGUCCAGUGUGGGAGUUUGUGUCGUCGCGCUCCGGCAGAAGCGGCGACGAUUUAACCUUGUUUUCAGGAAACCCGUUUCGCCUGUUCGUUUGUGUCUCGGCACCUGAAACUACCUUAAGUCUGAAAAUAGCUUUAAUUAAAAGAGAAAAAUGGACGCGCGUGUUGGUUGCCAGCAGCCAGCAGCAGAAAACUCCUUUCCAGCUGAAACAACAGAACAACCUACCAGAAUGACAAGAAUACAGAUUCUCACUUUAAUAUCUUUGGCAUCUGUUAAUUUCAGUUCAAUGAUCUGCUACUCUAUAUUAGGCCCCUUUUUCCCCAAUGAGGCUGUAAAGAAGGGAGCCAGUCAGACUGUGGUUGGUCUAAUAUUUGGGUGCUAUGCUGUCUGCAAUUUAAUAGGUUCUAUGGUGAUGGGAAGAUAUAUUGUCCAGAUUGGAGCUAAAUUUAUGCUAAUCGCAGGACUUCUUGUAUCGUCGAUGUGCACCAUCAUGUUUGGAUUCCUGGAUCGGGCCCCCGCGGGGGCCCCCUUCAUCAGCCUGUGCUUCAUAGUGAGGUCCGUCGACGCCGUGGGCUUCGCCGCCGCCAUGACCUCCACUUUUGCCAUGACGGCGAAAAUCUUCCCAAACAAUGUGGCGACUGUUUUGGGAAGCUUGGAGAUUUUCACCGGACUCGGGCUCAUCCUGGGGCCACCUGUGGGAGGCUGGUUCUACCACUCCUUUGGAUACGAAGUCCCAUUUUUGCUUCUCGGGUGUCUGCUUCUGAUUAUUGUUCCUUUCAACAUAUACGUGUUGCCCUCCAUUGAGGCCGAACCGUCCAAAGACUCAUUCUUCAGACUGCUCUUCCAUGGAAAAGUCCUGCUGUUAUGCUUCGUGAUGGGUACACUCAGUGCAGGGCUGGGGUUCAUUGAUGCCACCUUGUCACUGUUUGCCAUGAAAACGUUCAAUCUCUCAUCUGGCUACGUGGGACUAAUAAUGAUCGGUUUAUCCUUGCCGUAUUGCCUGGCGUCCCCUGUGAUUGGUUAUUUCACAGAUAAGUACCCUGGCACAAGGAUAGGAUUCACAGUGACGGGAGGAGUCAUCACCGCUGCUUGUUUCUUUCUGCUCGGUCCAGCGCCUUUCUUUCACAUCAAGAGUCAGUUGUGGUUGCUGGUGUUCAUGCUCGGCCUAAUUGGAUUUUCUCUGGGCAUGACUGCAAUUCCCACAUUCCCUGAGAUCAUCACAUGUGCACAUGAACAAGGGUUUGAAGAGGGACUGAGCACUCUCGGAAUGGUGUCUGGUUUGUUCGGUGCGUUUUGGUCCAUAGGGAUGUUUUACGGUCCUAUAGUGGGCGGCCUCAUCACGCAGCGCCUGAACUUUGAAUGGGCGGCGACGGUCCAGGGUGCCACGGGACUCUUAGCUGCCUUACUUCUCCUGGUUUACGCUCUCUGUAAGAGAAAUCAGCAAAGGCUGCAAGAAGAUAACCAACCAUCCGAUGAAAACACGCCUCUCCUAAACGGAUGAAUCCCUCCGCCUGACAUUAAAGGGAACAGCAGUGAUUCUUCUCGACACAAGGGAAAGCUUUUGUUGCGUUGUUCUUGCAACGGAAUUGUAACGUUUCCAGCGUUCGUUUUUUAUCUGGUGCUGCAGCGUACAGACAACACAACACGGCACAAGCUUCCAAGUGAUUCAUCCUGAAAGGAGAGCGGCGCUCUGGAAAACACGCAGAAAUCAAAGCGUCCGCCUCGUUGGUACCGAGAUCUUUUGGUGUUGGCGGUCUUAACAUUCUGCAGCACACGUCAGGAUCUAGGAUUCAGGAUCUUUAUCUUGUUUCACUUUCCUGGUUGUUUAUUAAAUUUAUUCUGAACUAUU
Molecule: messenger RNA, 1872 nt
Organism: Poeciliopsis prolifica (blackstripe livebearer)
Lineage: Eukaryota; Metazoa; Chordata; Actinopteri; Cyprinodontiformes; Poeciliidae
Gene: slc18b1
Product: solute carrier family 18 member B1
Exons: 14
Coding region: 175-1524 (449 amino acids)
Biological process (GO): transmembrane transport
Molecular function (GO): transmembrane transporter activity
Source: RefSeq, a predicted model, not a curated record